Messenger RNA from Closterium sp. NIES-65, 3474 nucleotides. The record is from the annotation of a GenBank genome assembly. Lineage: Eukaryota; Viridiplantae; Streptophyta; Zygnematophyceae; Desmidiales; Closteriaceae.
AUGCCGGCUGUUGUGACCGUGUCCAUUGGCGGAGGUUCGGGGUUAGGUAUGGGAGAGACAGGUUCGGCAGUAGGCUCGGCAUGGGUCAAUGCAGGUUCGGCAAGGGAACCAGCAGGCUGGGUGAAGGCGAGGGGAAGCACAGUGGCAGCAGCAACUGCUGUCUCAUUGGCUGGGGACGGAUCGAAUCUGUACAGUGACGUAUCAAAUCUGGGAGAGCCAAUUGCGGAACAGGACGUGCUGACUCAGCAACAGCAGGGGAAGAAAAGCGGAGCAGCAGCAGCAGCAGCAGCAGCAGGGGGAAAGGGUUCGGUUGACAAAGGGAGAGAGGUUAGAGACGACGGGGAGAGUGAAGGAGGGAGAGAGAUGGUGGGAUUGGAGGGGGUAUUGGAGCGAAUGAGGAGGGCAGUGCGGAUAGAAAGCCUGGCAGAGGGCGCACACGUGCAUGUGACAGGUGUGCAGUCGCUGAUGGGCAUGGAGGGCACGUGGCAGCUCCUCGUGUCGCCAGCUGGCGGCCGAUUCGUAGAGUCGUUUGUCGGGCGGCACAUCUGGAGCGUGUCGGGUUUCGCCGGCCAAUCAGACACCAGCGAAUCCGAUACCGAAUCUAGCGCUUCGUCAAGUAGCUCAUCCGAUCUCAUAUCAGAUAGCUCGUCUGAUAGCUUAUCGGACGAUGCACUCGAAGAUUCAGUCUGCCGCCCGGAAAUCCAAUCUACUGUGUGGGACGUGGAUACGGCCGGGCGGGUAUCUUCGUUGGAUCUGGACGACCACGAGGUGUAUCUGCUCUCCGUGUGGCUGCGCUCGUCUCUUUGGCUGCUGCCGCCCGUCGCCAGCUCAGCACUUGAAAUAAGAGCAGUGGGCGGCGAAGAGGAGAUAGGGGAAGGUGGAUUGGUCGUUGGCAUUCCGAAUGGGAUGAGAAUGGAGAUUGAUGCACACGUGGCAGCUGAUGAUAGGGUCAUCUUGGCGAUCAACCUGAUUGGCCGAGAGGUCAUCAUGUAUGUGGCGGUGCAUCGCUCUGAUUGGCUGCCAAGGGUAGCAGUGGUGAAGGCGUACGGGGCACUUGAGACAUUCACCUUCACUCAGUGGGCGCCUGUAGCGCCCGACUGCCCGUUCCUGCUGCCCGCUACAGUGCACAGAUCCACGUCAGCAGGCGCGCAGCAAUCUUUUUCAUCUGCCCGAACCUCCUUGUUGCCGCCCGGCCCGGCCCACAUCCUGCUACAUGAGAAGGAAGCUUCCGAUUCUGAAUUCAAUGAAGCUUCUGAGGAAGCUUCGCCCUUCUCAUUCUCAUACGACAUACCGGGGUCUCAAACUGUCCCCAGCCCAUUGAGCUGCUUCCCGGAAGCUUCCUUUGAUGAAAGUGCACCGGCUGAGGUGGAGCUGUUUCAGUCCAACAGCGGGCAUUUGCUGGUGCGGCCACGGAUCAACGGCCAGGAUGUUGGUGCCCAGCCCACCACUCACCACCCCUCUCUGUCACAUCUCUCCCUCUUACCACACACACCCUGCCCUGCCUGCAGCUACUUCAUCCUGGAUUCAGGUGCAAGCUGUUUCACAAUCGAACCAGCUGUAGCAGACGGGCUGGGGCUAUCGAGCUUUGGGUGUGUGCACACAGUGACAGUGCACGGGCCGGCAGAGUGCGCAUUCAGACGCGCGGACUCGGUGCAACUUGGGCCGCUCUCCAUCGCCAAUGCACUGUUUGUUGAUGUGAGUGAGACAACCGUUGCACAUGGGGAAAUGAGUGUUAUGAGACAUGGGUGCGUGCACACAGUGACAGUGCACGGGCCGGCAGAGUGUGCAUUCAGACGGGCAGACUCGGCUCAACUGGGUCCUCUUUCCAUCGACAACGCGCUUUUCGUUUAUGUGGGAGGAGCAGCGCUGGUGCAGGGGGUGAAGCCGGCGGUGGGUAUCUAUGGCUAUGCAGGUGGGAGGAGCAGCGCUGGUGCAGGGGUUGAAGCCGGUGGUGGGGAUCUGCGGCUACGAUGUGUUCAGACACGCCGUUGUGCACGUGCAGGUGAGAAGGCAUGCGAGGGGUGUGAGGGUCAUGCACGGGGGAGACAAGGGAUCCUCCGGCUGUACAAACCCCAAGAAACACCUGAUGCUCCCAAAGCAAGCAGCAAUGCAACAGCAGGCAGCACAGAGAAUGGCAGGAGCGGGGAGGCGGACAGAUCUGAAACAGGGCUGGUGCAAUCCGCUGCUGCCUUUGCGGAUGGAUCCGCAGCAAAUGCUCCUGUGCCUCCUGGUGUUGCCAUGGCACAAAGACGGGGGAGAGGAGGGGCGAGAGGGGGAGGCGGGGCAGGAGGUAGGGCAGGGGGAGGUGUGGCAGUGGUCUCUGCUGCUCUGGUGGGAGGCCACCCUUCCAUGCCUGACCUUGGGGAAAACAUCUACUGGGAGCCGCUGCGCAUGCUGGGAAGUGUGCCUCACAUCGCCAUCUCCUUUCAAGAGCACUGGGACUCCCCUCCCACUUACUGUGUGCCCUCACACCCCCCCCUUGCCUCGCGCACCCCUCUCAGCAUUUACGCAUGCUGGGCAGCGUGCCUCACAUCGCCAUCUCCUUCCAAGAGCACUGGGACUCGCCUCCCCACUCCGGCCUCUUCUCCUCGACACGGGAGCAGCCGGGGUGGACAUAAUAUUCAACACUCUCUUUGUCACCUUGUACCUCCCAACCCCUUCCUGCUCCUCUCUCCCCUCACAACCCCUCUCCCGCCCUCACAUCCCCACCAGCCGCUGCGCAUGCUGGGCAGCGUGCCUCACAUCGCCAUCUCCUUUCAAGAGCACUGGGACUCGCCCCCCCAGUCCGGCCUCUUUCUCCUCGACACGGGAGCAGGAGGGGUGGACAUAAUAUUCAACGCUCUCUUCUGUCAUCUUUUUCCUCCCAACCCCUUCCUGCUCCUCUCUCCCCUCACAACCCCUCUCCCGCCCUCACAUCCCCACCAGCCGCUGCGCAUGCUGGGCAGCGUGCCUCACAUCGCCAUCUCCUUCCAAGAGCACUGGGACUCGCCUCCCCACUCCGGCCUCUUUCUCCUCGACACGGGAGCAGCCGGGGUGGACAUAAUUUUCAACGCGCGGGCGGUGGAGCGCUGUCAGCUGGGGAGGAGGGCCAAAGGGGGGGACAGCUGGCUUAAGGGCAUGGGGGGCGCAGGGGGGGGCGGGGGAGGAGGACAGCAAAUGACGGUGACCCUCAUAGGAGCAGCAGGGGUGGACAUAAUAUUCAACGCGCGGGCAGUGGAGCGCUGUCAGCUGGGGCGGAGGGCCAAAGGGGGGGACAGCUGGCUCAAGGGCAUGGGGGGCGCAGGGGGAAGGGGAGGAGGAGGACAGCAAAUGACGCUAAGUGUCCUGACAGCCCUGACCCCUUCUCUUCCUGCUACUCGCUCCCAUCCCAUGCAGGAGCGGCAGGGCAACCUAGCAGUGGUGCGGCAGGGCAACCUGGCAGUCGUGACAGUGGCAGGGCAGCAGCUCAAGAACGUGUCAGCGCUGUUCUCCUGA